CAUUCUUUCCUCUCAUUAUUCUUCUCUUUGUUCUUAUCAUCUCUGUUGCCAUAUUUAAUCAAAACCAUCUCCAUGAUCUCUUCUUCCAAACCAAUUACCUAUCAAUUCAUUCUACUACUACUACUGCUGCUGCUGCUACUUCUAAUAAUAACAUUUUAAUUCAUCAUGAACCUCCUUCCUCAUCAUCAUCUCUUCUUCCAAACAAUGGUAUACGUUCUCAACAUGAAUCCUUUUCUACUAAGAAGCACUCUUACAGGGUGAAGAUGGGUGAAAUAGAAGAGGAUCUUGCAAGAGUGAGGGCAUCUAUUAGGAGAGCUGUUCUUUUACGUAAAUGCACUCCUGGCAAAUUGAGGGAUCAUCAUGACUUUGUUAUACCUAGUGAGGGUUCUCUUUCCAUAUACCGGAAUGUCUAUGCCUUCUAUCAGAGCUACAUAGAGAUGGAGAAGAGAUUCAAGAUAUGGACAUACAAAGAAGGAGAGCCCCCUAUAAUGCAUGGUGGACCAGAAGCAAGCAUAUAUGCAAUUGAAGGACACUUCAUGAGUGAAAUGGAGGACAAGAGGAACCCUUAUGCAGCUAAGAACCCUAAUGAAGCUCAUGUGUUCCUCUUUCCCUUCAGUGUGGCAAACAUAGUGAGGUACCUUUAUAAGGAUGGCCUUCUGAACUUUUGGGACAUUCUUAGGAGUCCUAUCUCAGACUACAUCACUGUUAUUUCAAACAAGUAUCCCUUUUGGAAUAGAUCUCUUGGUGCUGAUCAUUUCAUGGUUUCUUGCCAUGAUUGGGGUCCUUAUCUAUCAGGUGCAAAUGAAGAGCUGUAUGACAAAUCCAUAAGAGUUCUAUGCAAUGCUAAUAAGUCAGAAGGUUUCAAACCAGAGAAAGAUGUGACACUCCCGGAGGUAAACCUACCUGAUGGCUUUUUAUCAAAUGCCACCACAAAGCCUUCCUCCACAUCAAGGUCCAUCCUUGCAUUCUUUGCAGGUGGUGCUCAUGGUUUCAUCAGAGAGUACUUAAUGCACCAAUGGCAAUCAAAAGAUAAAGACCUUUUAGUCUAUGAAUACCUCCCAAAGAACCUUAACUACAUUGAGUUCAUGGCCAAAUCUAAGUACUGUUUGUGUCCAAGUGGUUAUGAAGUUGCAAGUCCUAGGAUUGUGGAGUCUAUUUUCAUGGGAUGUGUUCCUGUGAUUAUUUCUGUUAAUUAUUCACUUCCUUUCAGUGAUGUGCUUGAUUGGAGUAAGUUUUCUGUGGAGAUUCAGGUGGAGAAGAUUCCUGAGAUUAAGAGAAUCUUGGAAGAGAUUCCAGUGGAUAAGUUUAAGGAAUUGCAAGAAGGAGUGGAGCAAGCUCAGAAGCAUUUUGUGCUACAUAGGCCUGCCAAGAGAUUUGAUUUGUUGAGUAUGGUUUUUCAUUCUAUUUGGUUGAGGAGGCUUAAUUUGAGGCUUCCUUAUUGAUUGAUCUUGUAUUUUUGUUGUGUUUUAAUGUUUUU
Dioscorea cayenensis subsp. rotundata (Guinea yam) is the source of this 1477-nucleotide messenger RNA. RefSeq names its product probable glycosyltransferase At5g20260. The coding region runs from base 264 to 1442 and encodes 392 amino acids. The transcript is spliced from 4 exons. The record is from RefSeq and is a predicted model, not a curated record. Lineage: Eukaryota; Viridiplantae; Streptophyta; Magnoliopsida; Dioscoreales; Dioscoreaceae. Gene Ontology annotation, molecular function: glycosyltransferase activity.